This is a messenger RNA of Tuber melanosporum (Perigord truffle), 1111 nucleotides long. RefSeq lists its product as uncharacterized. NCBI's taxonomy places the organism in Eukaryota, Fungi, Ascomycota, Pezizomycetes, Pezizales, Tuberaceae. The transcript has a single exon. Gene Ontology annotation, cellular component: cytoplasm; kinesin complex; membrane-bounded organelle. Gene Ontology annotation, molecular function: kinesin binding. The coding region runs from base 98 to 1111 and encodes 337 amino acids. The record is from RefSeq and is a predicted model, not a curated record. Gene Ontology annotation, biological process: microtubule-based movement.
GAACGUUCUUGGACCACGCCACCCAGACGUCCUACAAGGUGUUUUCCGACUAGCUGUGACACUUCUUGCUGAGAGAAAGUAUGAAGAAGCUCAGAUCAUGUAUCAACAGGGCCUAAGGGCUAUGGAACAGGCUUCGAGACAAGGUCACCCAGAUGUCCUCGACAGUAUUAAUAUGCUCGGCGAAACACUCCUUGAUCUCGAAAGGUAUGACGAAGCGGAGGCUAUUUGUCGACGUGCAUUGGCGGGUAGAGAGAAAGCCCUAGGAGUAGAUAACCCAUCCACCCUUACCAGUGCCGAUAACCUUGGUCGAACACUGUAUCACCAGAAAAAGUACGAAGAAGCGGAGAGGAUGUUUCAAUCUACUCAGGCGGGCAGAAAAAAAUUGUUUGGCAUAUACCAUCCGGAUACCCUAAUGAGCUCCCUUCGCCUAGGUGUGACGCUUCUUGGUAGGAAAAAGUAUGAAGAUGCUGAGAUCAUUUAUCGACAUGCCCUAGGGGUUAUGGAGAAUGCCUUGGGGCCCGAUCAUCCGGAGGUCCUCGAGAGCAUGAAUACGUUGGGCGAGACGCUUCUCGAUCUGAAAAAGUAUAGCGAAGCGGAAGCUAUCUGUCGGCGUGCGCUGGUGGGUAGAGAGAAGACACUCGGACUAGAUCAUCGAGAUACCCUACUAAGUGUCAAUAAUCUUGGCCUGGCACUGCGCAAUCAGGAAAAGCACCAAGAAGCGGAGAUUAAUUAUCGACGAGCAUUGAUGGGUGCGGAGAAGACGCUGGGGCUUGACCACCGAGAUACCCUAAUGUGCAUGUAUAAUCUUGCUGGGGCAUUGCACAAGCAGAGGAAGUAUGAUGAGGCGGAGGUGAUGCAUCGGCGUGCACUGGCUGGUCGAGAGAAGAUUCUAGGACUAGGUCAUCGAUACACUCUUCGUAGCCUUAUCAAGACAGGCACAGUACUGCAUGAGAGGAGAAAAUACGAUGAAGCGGAAGUAAUGUAUCGACGCGCAGUUACGGAGGCAGCGAGAGCUCUGGGGCAAGACCAUCCUGUCACUCUAAAAAACUUUCGCCACCUCUCGAUGUUUCUCUAUGCCCGGUCGACCAUUACCAUGGAUGGAGCAUCAUGA